GUUAGUCCAUGUUACCCAUUUUUAGCAGCUGCUGAAAGUUUAUGACAGUGUGCAUCUAAGGAGAUUAUUGCCCGUCGGUCGGCGGUUGAAAUUUGGUUGAGUAGAUGGAGAGCAGCAAGAAGAAAGGCUACACGUGGGCAAUUUCUGCUGGAGUCAACGCUGCUUUGGCUGCCAUUUCUGCCAAAUUCUUCUCAUCUCAGCUUAAAUACGGCGUGGUUAUAAUUUUCAAUGUUAUAAUGUGGGGAUGUUAUGUUAAUAGCAUGAAGGCUCUUUCAUCUUUACAAGCUACAGUGACAAACUUUGCUACCAACUUCCUCUUUUCUGGACUGGCUGGAUUCUUUCUCUUUGAGGAGGCACUACCUGCCAAGUGGUUUGUAGGUGCCAUGCUUAUUGUAAUUGGUGUAAUUAUUCUAAGCAAGUCGAGUAUGGAGAAGAAAACGCAUAUGAGUUAAGACGUUUCUGGGCAGUUCUACAUCUAUUUGCACCUUCAAUUGUGGUUAAUUGUUCAUUCUGUUUCCAUAGAAUGUAGACCAUCAAAAUUCUAUUGUGAUGGAGUCAACACUGCUUGCUUGAUCGGCACAAAAGAUUUCAGCUGAUAAGAGUACUUUCAAUGGAUUUGUCUUUGUACAUUGUGCAAAUUUUUGUAGACCGGAGAAGAUCAUGUCUGAUAUUGCGAUGAUCUGAUCUUUCUUUUCAGAUGCUUUUAUAUAUAAAUGAAAAACCACUUGUUAUAUGUGAAGACUGAUGGUUAUUCACUAUUUUUGUCAGUUGAAACAAGAUUUGAACAAAAACUUCCUACGUUUGUUUAUCGCCAAAUGCAAUUCGGAAAUAUGAAAUUUAAGGC
Olea europaea var. sylvestris is the source of this 844-nucleotide messenger RNA. RefSeq lists its product as uncharacterized. The transcript has 3 exons. Bases 105 to 452 code for a protein of 115 amino acids. NCBI's taxonomy places the organism in Eukaryota, Viridiplantae, Streptophyta, Magnoliopsida, Lamiales, Oleaceae. The record is from RefSeq and is a predicted model, not a curated record.